AUGGUGGCGGCUUCAACUUCGGGGUCCAAGUCACUUAUAGAAUAUUUGAAGAGAUAUGAGAGCAAUGAUGAGGAAGGAAAGGAAAAGAAAAAAAGGACGAAGAAUGUGGUCCAAAGUAAACCAGAUGUACCCCAUGUUUUAGUCGUGGAUGAAGAUCCAGUUUGUCACAAACCAGUUAAUCUUGAAGAGAAAAACAAUGAUGAUUCAGCUCAUGAAGAGAAGCCACAAGUUGAUGAGGACAUUGAGGUUAAGCAAAUGAAGAGGCUCAAACAACUGAAGGCUAUGCGGCCAUAUAAUGCAAUAUCAGAGGAUGGAAGUGGUUGGGUUUCUCUCUCUCCCAAAGCUGCUAAUUCUAAUGACCCAAACCCUAAUAUGUCACCACUAGGUAAGCCGGCAGUCCUAAAUGACACACCUUCACUGGAACAUGAACUGAAGCUCGCAGAUUUUGGCAGAGGUAGCGCUGAUUUGUCACCUUCAGGACAGCAGCUGAAGCACCAACAGAAUGAUACAACAUCUGACUUUCUUGACAUUUCUCCUCCUAGACGAAGGAGUCAUGGUUCUUUGUGCCAAGAUGACUUCCAGGAUCUUUCUCCCCUGAGAAAAAGCCGAAAGGAAGCUGUUGUGAAUGAGCAACAUAAAACGGGUCUGCUUACUGGCAAAGAGAUUAGUGAAGAGAUUGCUAGAACUAAGAAGACUGAUUGGUUAAGGUUUAAAGAGAUGGAUCGAUCUAUAAGUGGUCAAGGUGCGGUACCUGUAUAA
Carya illinoinensis is the source of this 759-nucleotide messenger RNA. RefSeq lists its product as uncharacterized. Gene Ontology annotation, cellular component: U2-type spliceosomal complex; RES complex. Lineage: Eukaryota; Viridiplantae; Streptophyta; Magnoliopsida; Fagales; Juglandaceae. The record is from RefSeq and is a predicted model, not a curated record. The transcript has 4 exons. The coding region runs from base 1 to 759 and encodes 252 amino acids. Gene Ontology annotation, biological process: mRNA splicing, via spliceosome. Gene Ontology annotation, molecular function: RNA binding.